CUGCGCAUGCGCGGGGUGUCGGGGCCGAACCGAGCCGGGCCGGGCCGGGCCGGGCCGAGCCGACGCUGCAGUGCCUCCGUCCCCGCGGAUGCACAACCCCGUUUCCCACGUGCAUUCAGUUCCAAGGACUGGCAAGGCAUUUGCUUUUGAAGUAACACCACGUGAAUGUGCUAAGGUGGAAGUGAAUCUCUGCUUGCCUUGACAGCCAGGACAGCUCAAUCCAGGAUCUUGAGAGAAAAAAAAAAGAAACAAGAAUCGUUCUUUUGGCUUCAGACUUUGAGCAUCAGAGGGGAGCGCUCAGGGAAGCAGCCUGUCCUUCUGGCCAAGCUACCUGGGCCCGCAUCACUUCUCCAGCCUCAGCAAAGACACUGGAUUUGCCAAGCCUCAACUUGUCACUGCCACCUGAGCCCUGGAAGAGCUCAGAGCAGAUCCUCAGGGUCCCUGGUUCUGCCUGGAUCGGUGCUGAGGAGGAGCAGCAGCACGAGCAGCAGCUGAGCCUGGCAGGGCUGCCUGCAGCUUGGGACAGCCCUCAUGGUCCCCAGGAGCGGCCUCCAGCCUGCAGCUGGCACCUCCUACAGCUACAAACUGCAGUGCCUCUGGAGCCAGGUGAGGCACAUCGCCAGGGAGAGGGACAAGGCGAGGCUCAGUUUGGAGAGGGCAGAGAGACACUGCCUGCAGCUGGGCAGGGAGCUGGAUCAGCAGUACAUGGCUCUUGAGCACACCCAGAGCAAGCUCAGGAAUUUUCAAGCAGAAAUAGAGGCAAAAGAGCUGCUUCUGCAGCAAGCAGUGAGUCACCAGGCAAAGCUGGAGGCUGCUACACAGCUCCUCCAGGGCAAAGAGGCCAACCUGCAAGGGAGACUGAACCAUGUGAUGAGUGAGAACACACAGCUACAAAACAAGGUCACAGAGAUGGCUGAGAAACUGUCAGCCUCUGAGGAAAUGGUGUUGGAGCUGCAAAAAGAACUCAACCACAUUGUGAAGGAUAAGCUGGGGCAGGGGGAGCCCCAGAGCCCCGAGUUCCUGAAGCAGAACGAGCGCUUUGCCGAGAUUGUCCUGGAGUACGAGCGGCAGUGCCAGGUGCUGCACGAGCAGAACGCAGCGCUGCGCAGGGAGCUGCAGGGGCUGCGCCUCCAGCUGCAGGAGAGCAGGGCUCAGGCAGGGCUGCCAGCAGCAGAAAUGUCACUCCCAGUGGAGCAGCUCCAAGAGCAGCUGCAGGACCUGAAGGUGCAGCUGGACACCAAGAGUGAUGAGGGCAAGGAGGGGCUCUCUCACCAGGAUGUCAAGAGGCCUCAGCUGGGCUGUGAGGCCCCUGAGCACAAGGCUGGUGACAGUGCUGGCCCUGGCACUGCCCAGCUGCACAGCCAGAGCCCUCUGGAGGCUGAGUGGCUGCGAGGGGCAGAGAUUGCUGCCAGGCUGGAGCACCACCAGAGGCAUGCAGCGUGCUGGAUGGAGAUGGAGCUACUCCAACAGCAGCUCCAGGCCUCACAGGAAAAGCUUUUGGAAGCCAAAGCCAACCUGAGCCUGGCCCAGGCCCAGCACACUCUGCAGUUGCAGCAGGCCAAGGCCCAGAUGAACAACAUGGUGCCAAAGAAGCAGUUUGAGCAGCUGCAAAACACCCUGAGAGAGGAACAGUGCAAGACUCAGCAGCUCCAGGAAAGCCUCCAGCUGCAGGCUGAGCAGACAUGCAGGCAGCUGGUCAGGAUCCAGCAGGAACACGAGCAGCUGCUGCAGGCAGCUGUGGAGCAGGCAGAGGGGCUGGAGCAGAGUCUGAGGAGUGCUGAAGCUGUGCUGGCAGAGAGGGCAGCUCAGCUCAGAGAUGCCCAGGCCCAACUCUCCAGGAACAAACUGUUGAUUGAAGAGCUCCGUGGAGAGAACAGGAGGUUUGCAAUGGCCCUGCAGGCUGCUGAGCUGAAGCAGAAGAGCAUGGAGGAGAAGAACCAGCUGUUGGAGGAACAAGCCUCAGCUCUGAAGCAGCUUAUUGCAAAAAUCACACCAGCAUCUCUGAGUGGGUGAUGGAACAUCUGCAGUGGCAGCCCCUGCUCCUGGCUGGGGCUGGUCAGGUGCAGAACGGGAGAUAUGGCUGGGUUGGGAAAUCAGCCAUGUCCUCUCUGGUCUUGCCAGGAUUUUCCUGUGUAGAAAAUAGCAGAUGGGGAGCCUAGAGUCCUUUGAGGAAACUGGUCUUGUGGAUAGCUGAAUUUUCCAGCUGAAAGCAGCAGCCUUGGUGCCUUUCCCAGUGGCAGUGUGCUGUUAUGUCACGUCUGUCUCAGGGCAGCCAGCUCACAGGAUUUUCUUUGGCAGUUUAGUGGUGGUGCAGGUGCUCCCUCUCUGCAGAAGGCUGAUGUUGGAGCCACAGUUACAUCUCAAAAGCCAGGGCAGAAAGGCUUGCAAGGACCCUGUGCUUGGUCACUCCAAGCAGGAAAGCUGAGU
Molecule: messenger RNA, 2427 nt
Organism: Melozone crissalis (California towhee)
Lineage: Eukaryota; Metazoa; Chordata; Aves; Passeriformes; Passerellidae
Product: ninein-like protein
Exons: 14
Coding region: 532-2013 (493 amino acids)
Biological process (GO): microtubule anchoring at centrosome
Cellular component (GO): centrosome
Source: RefSeq, a predicted model, not a curated record